Molecule: messenger RNA, 1041 nt
Organism: Papaver somniferum (opium poppy)
Lineage: Eukaryota; Viridiplantae; Streptophyta; Magnoliopsida; Ranunculales; Papaveraceae
Exons: 1
Coding region: 1-1041 (346 amino acids)
Molecular function (GO): catalytic activity
Source: RefSeq, a predicted model, not a curated record
AUGCCUAACACUACUUAUGUUCCUUCAGUUGGUCAAGCUGGUGGCAUCGUCCUAAUGUGGAAAGAUGGUUUCUGUUUAGAAAUUGUUAAUUCCUCCUCCAGUAUGUUUCAUGCUCUUGUAACAAAUGACCCUGCUAGAGGAAAAUGGUUUCUCUCAUGUGUCUAUGGCACACCUUAUAGAGAAAACCAAACUGCUCAAUGGGAAUACAUUAAAAAUCUAAGUAAAUUAGUAAAGAUUCCUUGGGUCCUUAUAGGAGAUUUAAAUAUCACUUUUGAUAUGUCUGAGAGAAAUACAAACACAAAUUCUACCUCUGAUGAAGUUAUUGAUCUUAUUAGAGAAGCUGAAUUGUUGGAUUUAGGCUAUAGUGGAAACCCUUUUACUUGGACUAGUAAUAGUCAUGGAACUGGUAGAAUCAAAUCCAGACUAGAUAGAUCUCUAGUUAAUAAUGAUUGCCUUAUAACUUUCCCAGAUUCCAAACUUCUCCAUCUUCCUAUAAAAGGUUCAGACCAUGCUCCUAUUUUGCUGUCUUUGUAUACUAAUUUUGCAGAUUCAAAUAAAACAUGGAAAUUCUUUGAACAUUGGCUGCAAAAUGACACCUGUGUAAAUGAAAUCAAGAAUGCUUGGGUAUCAAAUACUGCAGGAUUUGCAGCUUAUAUAAUGUCUGAUAAAUUUUCAAACACUAGACAUAUUUUAUCACUGUGGAGUAAAAAUAUUUUUGGAAAUAUACAAGGAAGAAUUACAGCACUGCAACAACAACUAGAACAACUGCAACAUACAGAUGUUCGAGGCAUGCAUACUGAAAAGGUUUUAAACAUUGAGAAGGAAAUUGACUCACUAAAUGAAGUACAAGCCUCCUCUUAUAUACAGAAGUCAAAGGAUCAUUAUUACAAUGAUUUGGACAAGAACACCAAGUAUUUCCAUUUCACAGCAAACCAGAGAAGGGUGAGAAACAAAAUAGACUCUCUACAAGUUGUCGAUGGCACAUGGUGUCAAGAUAAAAAAUUCUAUAGAAGAACUUCUUGUCUCACUGUUUAUGGGUGA